AAUUUUUAAAAGACCCAAAAUUGGCGCGAAACAGGAGGCGGAGAGGGUCGACUGGAAGGCGGCCGCACAUUUCUCCUUUUAUAACUAAACCCGCGGCCUGGCCCUCGAUUAUAAGUGCACCAGCUCAACGCCUCACAGCCCCUCCAGGCCUACAGGGUGGUGGUAGGCCUAUAAACCCCGCGGAAGAGGGUGAAAGCCGGGCCUGGCGGUGGAUGUUUACGGCCAUCAGCUGACUGCCCGGCGCCCAUGCCUGCCGCCGCGCGCCACAAUGGACUGGCUCGGCGGAACGGGAAAACAUUUGUGAGUCCGACGUGGGCCGCGGAGAAAGCCUUGAAGGGCCGAACCAAAGUAAACAAGAAAAUCAAUCACUGCCGCACAUUGUUUAAUAUUUAAGUCGAGGGAGACGCGAUAAGCAAGAAAAUCAACUGCUCCCACUACCACUCCUGCUUCUACUGUUCCUCUCUGCUGCAACUCCUCCUACCGCUGCUACCAUUUCUGCUACCACUCUCUCUGCGCCCAUAAUGUCGCAAGGAAGGGGUGUGCGGAGGAAAGGAGGAGACAUGGCGGAGAAGGGGAAGGGAGGAGGAGGAAAGAAGAAGCAGAAGACUGGAGGGAGGGGCGCCCCCCAGAGACAGGUGGAGUACAAGUUUGACCCCUCGUUCAAGCUUCGGGAGCCCAAGGUGGAGCGCGUGGAGGGGGCGGGGGACUUCCACCCAGUGUUCUUCCUCCGCACCCACUCCAAAAAUAACGACACAGCUGAUGUCCAAACCCAGAUCUGGCAGUGCUCCUUCGAACCGGACAACUCGAGAGCGGGCGGCAACACCAGCAUCGUGGCAACCUGUGGGGGGUCAUCGGUGUGCUUCAUCAAUGUGCUGGACGGCGAGGUGGUUCUCAAGUACAACCGCAGUACAAAAACCCUCCCCAGCUUGCCAUCCACCGCCAGAGCCACCGCGGGGGAGAACCUCUAUGCUCAGGUCUGGUCCACUCUUCCACUCGACGACCUCGGACUCAAGACCAUGAACGUCCUCGCUGCGGCUGGUGCGCGAUCCACAGUGCUCCUCAUCCACCCAGACGCGGGGAUAUGUUACCAGAUGUUCCGCACGGUCCCGAAUAAGGCUGCCGCUGUGAUAUGUGCGCUGCUCUUCCACCCUAAGAAGGCGACAUGGUUGUUUUGUGGUCACGAGGACGGGCAGAUCCAGCUGUGGGACAUAGGCACUCCCACCUUACCUGAGUACGAAGUUAGCCAGGUGCAUCUACUAACGAUUCCACCUGUUGCGAGAGAUGUGUACAACCUGGCCUUCUCCUGCACCCACGACCUGCUUAUCGGGGGCUGUGACGGUGGUCUGUACGCUUGGAAGGUUGACCUGAAGAAGAUUGAGGCUGGGGAGAGUCUUGAGCGGCUGGAGUUCGUGCUUCCGGAGGUGGACGGCAAUGGCUCUGUGCUGGACUCAAUCUCCAUGCUGCGCGAUGACCUCCUGGCUGCCAAGUGCGCGCUGCAUGGUCAGAUCUAUGUGUUCUCCGUGUCCAAGGCGCUUUCCGUGGCCAAGCUUAAUAAGAGUCGGUCGCAGCUUCAGGCGGAGGUGAAGACGGAGAUGAUGGUGCGGCUUCGGUGGAGCGACACGGACAACUACUACAUGAACAUGGGGCUGGACUCUCGGUCAUGUCUACUGGUGUGCGGGGACGACAAGGGCGCGCUGUGGGUGUAUGACCUCGCCGACCUCGUUACGGGCAGGGCGACCUCCCCCCUGACCGGCGGCGCUCCGAUCCCCAUGGUGGAGCCUGUCAAGAUCCUGGAGUGGCCUGAGCUGGAGGAUGCGGAGGUGGAAAAGGCGCGUAAGCUUCGACUGGACACGUAUGACAUAGUGGUUGACAAGUGCACUGUGUCCUAUGGGGCCCAGCACAUCGUGGCGGUGACGUCUAAUAAUAUGGUGUGUAUAUGGCGACAUGGGAAGGAGGAGGAGGAGGAGGAGGAGGCGGCGGUGAAGCAGGAGGAAGCGGAGAAGGAUAAGAAGAAGAAGAAGAAGAAGAAAAAGAAGGAAGGGGAGGAGGAGGAGAAGGAGGAGGAGGGAGAGGGUGCAGGAGAAGAAGGGAAGUGAAGAUAGAAAAUGGUGUGUGUGUUUGUGGAGAAAGAGUGUGUGUGUGUGUGUGCGUGAAGUGCUAGGAUAUGGUCAGCUGUUGAACCCGUAUCGCUCAGGUCUCAGAAACUUUAUCAGAUGAGGUCAAAUUCGCAUUGGCAACAGUGUAGCGAGCGCCUUUCCCCUCACUACCAUGGCAGUUGCUGGAGUCCCAUCAGCCCCCUUUCCCUUUACAGACAGAGACAACCGAGCCCAGUACACACGGCAGCUCCUGAGAAUAAAGUUGAGGGCAGACACAUAGCUACUCAUGGCCUUAGUGCGUAUCUCUGUAACACUGCCCCUUGAGCCUGUGAGAGGGGGAGGGAUGGAGAGGAAAAUGUGGUGUGGUUUUAGAAGAUUCAUAGUGUAAUAAUUCAUCACGUCCUGAUCAUGUGUUGGACUCAUAAUCGCCGUAUUUACCUAGUUGUGAAAUACAGGAAAAGUGUGUUUACGUAUAUGCCUGCAGCUCAGUGUAAAAGAAAUAAUUAACAGGGAAGCAUCUAUGUAAAAGUUUAUAUAUAGAGAAAGAAUGAAUGAAAGAAACAGACAUGGUACUGAAGUUAGGGAAAGUAAAAAAGAAAAACAGGAAUGGAAAAUGAUAAAAAAAAGUAAGAUGAAGUAAAAGGAAAUUAAAGGAAGGUAUGAUUCAGUUCACCCCAAAAUAAUAAAAAGAAUGAGUUAGAGGUUUGUUAUGGGUUGUGAUGUUCAAGUAUUUGUUCACCUCUAAGGAGAAUAAGGUAGAAAAAUAUGCUGUCUAUUUUUUUUAUUUUUUUUUUACAAGGGGUCAAAGGGAAAGGAAGGAAGGAAAAGGAAGAUAGGGGAAGGGAAAGGAAAAGGAAAGGAAGGAAGGGGAAUGGAAAAGAAAAAAGGAAAGGAGAGGAAGGUAAAGGAAGGAAGGGAUAUGGUGUGUGUGUGUGUGUGUGUGUGUGUGUGUGUGUGUGUGUGUGUGUGUGUGUGUGUAAUUAACAAAGACCAGGUGAGAUAACCAACUAAUUAACUGACCUAUUUCACUGGAUGACCCGUUUUAAUAGGAAAGGAGUUACACGUUUGCUAUUAUGAAAACCAAAAAAAUAUACUGGUUACUAUUACUAUUAUUAUUUAUGUUACUAUUAAUGUUCGUACAGGUGGUCGCCCUCACCUGAUAACUUGAAAUGAUUUUAUUUUUGAAUAUUGUAAAAAAAUAAAAAUAAAUAUGCUCAUGAUU
Molecule: messenger RNA, 3318 nt
Organism: Eriocheir sinensis (Chinese mitten crab)
Lineage: Eukaryota; Metazoa; Arthropoda; Malacostraca; Decapoda; Varunidae
Product: leucine-rich repeat and WD repeat-containing protein 1-like
Exons: 11
Coding region: 522-2096 (524 amino acids)
Biological process (GO): establishment of protein localization to chromatin; chromatin organization
Cellular component (GO): nuclear origin of replication recognition complex
Molecular function (GO): protein binding; chromatin binding
Source: RefSeq, a predicted model, not a curated record